GAAAGCGAUUAAAUACACAAUUAACGAAAUUAGUAUUUGAUAAAAAUAUCGAUUCUUUCUUUCUCUGUCUCUCUCCCACGAACAUCUCCAAAUUGAAACUCAAGAACCCAAAAAUGGCCGCCAUUGUUACGCGCAGGUUAAGCUCCAAUCUUUUCAGACCAUUUCUUCCUUCCACCUUUCUCAUUUCCCAAAACCCUCACAAGCCCUUUACCCGAAUCCUUUCUCCACAUUCCGAUCCUUCAUUUCUGCGAUCUCCCCGACGAACAUCUCCAAACACUACUACACUUGACCUCUUCAAUUCCAUUUCGAAAUCAAUCACUCCCGAUUUACAGACUCAGAACAAAAGCCCUAAAUUCAAUUGGCCAAUUGGAUCUGUUUCUUAUUCGAUUAUGAAAUUGACAAACCCUAACUUCGUUUUCGUCUCGGAUUUCGAUCGGAAAUCUAGAUUUUCUACAACUCCCGAGAAGGAGAGCGAACAGAAACAGGAUGAUUUCAAGCACCAAGACAUCGAAGGGCCGACCGUGGAGAGAGAUCUAUCGGCGUUGGCUAAUGAAACCAGAGACGUGGUUGAAGCGAUGAUGAAGAAUGUAUAUAGGCUAAGUAAAGCUAUGGCGGUUCUGGGUUUGGUUCAACUCGGCGUUGGGGCUUGGAUUUCGUAUAUAACCCGGGGUUCGCCGAUUACAGAAGUUUCAAUCCAGAGCUUUGUGGCGUUCGGGUUUCCUUUCUCGUUGGCGUUUAUUUUGCGUCAGUCUUUGAAGCCGAUGAUGUUCUUCAAGAAAAUGGAGGAACAAGGUAGGUUGCAGAUUCUAACACUGAGUCUUCAGAUUGGUAAGAAUUUGAAUGCUCUGUUUGUUAGAGUACGAACUGUUUCUCUGUUGUGUGUAACUGGAUUGUCUGUUGGAAUUUUGUUUGCUUUGCUUUCCAGAUGAAUUCAUUUGAGUUUGAAAUUGUUGGAUUAUUUUAGUUAUAAUGAACGAAUGUUCUGCCUGAAUUUUGAAAACAAUGAAGGUUAUUACACCUUCUAUUUACACACAUACCAUUUAGAUCACGUUCAUGUUCA
Messenger RNA from Cucumis melo (muskmelon), 1060 nucleotides. RefSeq lists its product as uncharacterized. The transcript has a single exon. The record is from RefSeq and is a predicted model, not a curated record. The coding region runs from base 114 to 929 and encodes 271 amino acids. Lineage: Eukaryota; Viridiplantae; Streptophyta; Magnoliopsida; Cucurbitales; Cucurbitaceae.